AUGGACCGUGGACCGACAUAUGGCGAUGACUACGCCUGGUCUGCCACUGUCUCGUCCGGAGGUGGAUAUGUUCAGCAGGGCAACAUGCAGGCCGAAAAUAUCAAUAUCAGCUACACAACUCCUGGACUCACUCAAUCAUCACAAUUUCAUGAGAAGUGGGACGAAUGUCAACAGGCACUACUCUUGAGAGAUCCUCUAGAUGACCGAAAUGGAUAUACAACUGAAAAGGGCAUAGAAGUGCCGGACAGCUGUGAUUGGAUUCAAGCCGAACCAUGCUACAGGCAAUGGAAUAAUCCGAAAAACCCGCCACAGCCUUUAUGGCUCUGUGGCCCAGAAGGUUCUGGCAAGACUAUGCUCUCAGUUUAUCUCAGCAAGCAUUUCGAACGUGAAAACCCGAAGGACUGCACUGUACUAUAUUACUUCUGUGACGGGGAUGAUCGUGAGCGAAACAGCGCUGUUGGAAUCUUACGUGGAUUUCUCUAUCAGCUGGUUCGUGAUAAGGGUCCUGAUACCACGGGGCGAGCUCAAAAGGAAGUGGACAGAGAGAGAAAAGAGAUCCAAGGCUUGCGAGAGAUUCUUCUCAAGGCUUACCGCGAAAAGAAGGACAAAAUGUUUGUUCUCGAGACUUUGUGGAGAGUCUUCCAGUUUAUGAUCAGAGUUCUGCCGGUCAGAAGACUGGUUGUUAUAGUUGACGGCACCGAGAAAUGCGACAAAAAGUCAUUGGAAUUAUUGUUGAAGAAAUUCAUAGAUCACUUCAUGCCUAAUAAAGGCCCGCCACCCUCUUGUGGUGCCUCAAUCAUCAACCUUAUGGUCCUUGCCCGAGACACGCCUGAAGAGCUAAAUGACGACCUAAGUGAUAUUCCUUAUCUCCUUCUUACCAAUUCCGAACACUAUCCUAGUGGUCUGCGAGCGUACAUCGAAUAUAAGGUGGCUGAACUAGCCAGGAACCGGGGAUAUGACGAUUUCAUCUGCGACAACAUUAGAAGAGUUCUUACAGAUGGCCCUGCCGAAGGUCCUCGAUCAUUUUUAUGGAUCAAACACAAAACACAGCAAAUAAGGAAAACAGAUCUUAGCACUCUGAGACAACAACUGAAUUGGCGUCCCAAAGGCCUUGGUGAUAUCUAUCUUCAAGCUCUAAACAGCAUCCCCGAUGAUUGGAAGCAGCGUUGCGCCGCAAUCAUGCGCUGGAUUUAUGGUGCACAACGUCCCUUGAAACUCAGUGAGCUAGCUGAAGCUCUCAGUCUCGACGAUUCGUAUUCAUCGAUGGGCCAGGUCAAAGUGGACGCAUUGAGCGAAAUUAUCAAAGAUUGUGAAGAUCUUCUGAAGAUCAACGUCACCGACAACACGGUUUCCUUUGUUCAUGAAUCGAUUCCCGAGCUUCUAAGUCAGAACAAGCAAUGGAGCCUGAAGUACGAAACCCUAUUAAGCAUGUUCUAUAUUGAACACGAAUCUGUACAAUCCAAGAUUUCCAACACUCUAAUGGCGUACCUUUAUGGCGGGUGCUUGGACGAUCAUGCCUUCCACAACCCAGCUUCUGACCCAGACCAAAGUACUGGCGAGGUCCUCAGAGCCUUCUUGAACGCUCGCAUGAAAGCGUACCCGUUUCUCGACUAUUGCAUCAACUUUCUGAUUGACCACUUGCAGACUGUUAUAUCAGAAGAUGAAGUGUUUAGGUGGGACUUUUUCGACUCUCUGUCUUCGUCUCCUCAGAGAGAUGCCUGGUGGGAUGCUUACAGAUCUUUGCAAGUUUCAGAAUAUUACUACCAGCCACCCAAGCCACUGCCUCUUGUGCAUAUUGCCGCAUACACAGGCUCUUUGUCGAUCCUGCAAUAUCUUGAUCACAAGGAUUUGCUUAGCGUAGAUCUUGAAGAAGCGGACGGAAAGAAUACACAACCCUGCACAUACGCCAUCUACAAGGGUCAUGUUGACGUCGUAGAGCUAUUGCUGGACCGAGGAGCUCCUCACACAGAGGCUGGAGUACCGCUCAUUCUACUGGCUGCUCAGCGAGGUGACGUGGAGAUUGUUCGACUUUUCCUGAAUCGAGGGGCCAAUGCAAAUACAACUAUGCCUACAGCGUAUGAAAUUCGAACGAUGUUCCACCAGUUGUCCCCAUUGAUUGUCUAUGCUUUCGAUUUUCCAGAAGAUGGGCAGACACUUGAGGAGCCCAUCGAGGACGGUGAGACACUGCUUCAUAUUGCCGCUACCAGUGGCCAACCAGACCUUGUCAGUCUUCUUCUCGAAAAUAACGCUGAAGUAAAUACUAGGACUACCAGUGGACUGACACCGCUGUACUGCGCAGCUAACACUGGCGAUGAUGAGUCGGUGACUAAUAUGCUUAACUACGGAGCAGAUGUUUCGGGUGUGACAAAUCAAGGAUGGACUGUGCUUCAUGCUGCAGCCGAUGGUGGCCUUGGUCUUUUACUCGUGCAAAGACUCCAUAAGCUGGGGGUCGACAUCACGGCAAGAAAUGUCAAGGGAGAAACAGCUCUUCAUUUCGCUGCAUGCGAUGAUGAUAUAGAAGUAAUCAAGUAUCUACUGGAUCACGGAGUGGGUGCCAACACGAUGGACCGUGAAGGCUGGACGCCUUUACAUAAAGCACUUCAACCUCAUCUUAGUCAUGAACUGGAUGUUAUUCGAGUUCUGCUGGAGAACGGCGCAGAUAGCAACGCCCGAUAUCAUGGAGGCUUGCCACCAUUACAGAUGGCGCUACUUUCAACUUGGGGGUGCGACACUGAGAUCAUCCGUCUCUUACUAGAGUAUAAAGCAGAUAUACACGCUACAAACGACGAAAACAGAACAGCCCUACACGUGGCGAUCGACUACGACUCUAUGUGUGAGGUGGAAGGGCUCCGUCUCCUUAUUGAGAGAGGGGCAGAUCUGUACCGGCCUGAUGCAAAGGGUGUAACGCCUUACGAAAUGCUCAGAGACCACACGAAUCCGGAAUGUGGGGAACUGUUCAAAACGCUUGCUCCUCCACCUGCAUCUCUUGUGGUCCCGACAUCGGGAGCUCACCAAGCGUACGCCAUUCCGGUUCAUCAGCAGGACGCAAACAUUUACCUCCAGCCUCUGGGAUAUCCGUCAGAAGUUGGCUUCUCGACUCAGCAUCCAUGGAACGAACAGCAGCCGCGAGCACAUUCAUCUCAUGACUUUCACCAGGAACCAUAUACAAUGUCUACGCCUGGCCCCCCGCAAAUGGGGGGUCCAUCGCAAAUUCCUAUACCACCAGCUGCAACCCCCCAGAGCGUCUUGACUUCGUUGGAGAACUUGAGCAUAACAUCACCUCCUUCAUUGCCAGGUCCUUAUGCGGUGUAG
Messenger RNA from Endocarpon pusillum Z07020, 3312 nucleotides. RefSeq lists its product as uncharacterized. The transcript has 3 exons. Gene Ontology annotation, molecular function: protein binding. Bases 1 to 3312 code for a protein of 1103 amino acids. The record is from RefSeq and is a predicted model, not a curated record. NCBI's taxonomy places the organism in Eukaryota, Fungi, Ascomycota, Eurotiomycetes, Verrucariales, Verrucariaceae.